CCGUGUCACAUGAAUUACCAACUGCAGCUCGGCCAUGCACGCUCAGGUAGGAGAACCACUCCGGUGACUCUUCCAUGAAGCGAAGCGCUGCAACAGGUUCUGGACAGUCCGUGUGUUCUGUUUGCUGAUGUGGGCCGCUAGUUUGCAGGAGAAUUGCUCACGGCAAGUAUCUUCCUUUCUGAAGCUGUUAUUUUGCGACAUCCAUGGAAAUAAGCAACGAGUUUCUAAUUGUUCCGCCUUGAGAAGGUAAAAAAAUAAGCCUGCAGAGAAGCCAAGGGUUCCCAGUCCUGUGUGGGAUGUUAACAGACUGGAGGUGCGUUGAGGCUGAAGGAGCAUGGUGAAACACCAACCCUUACAGGUCUACGAGAAGCAGGUCUUUUUGUCGUUCAUCACUGGGAUCUAUGGUUGCCGCUGGAAACGUUACCAGCGUUCUCAAGACGAGAGUUCGAAGUGGGAGUGUGCAUGGUUCAUCAUCUUGAGCAGUUCUUUUUUUCUGCUUCUCUUUUGGGCCUAUUUCUGGUUGGUGGCUCAGAAUGAUUUCAACGAUUUCAACUGGUCGGUGUAUAAUUAUUCUGGAGAAUGGAGGGAUGAGACCAUCCCUAUUCUCACUUCUACCACAGUGGGAUUCAGCUAUAUCACAUUCCUCCUGAUUUUGGCACUUUUCCAUAUAUCCUUGGGUCAACAGCUCAAUCUCUACUGGGUUCACAAGGUCGGAGUACUGGCUACUCUACUCACCACUGUGUCUGGUUUUGUCUCUGUCAAUGACAUUUGGCGAGAUGAGUGGGAAAUCAUACUUGUUUCACUACAGUUCACUGCACCUUUCCUGCACAUUGGAGGCCUGGUCACAGUCACAGCUCUGAGCUGGUUGGUAGCUGGGUAUGUGGUUCGCAAAGAGAGAUCCAAUUUCCAGGUGAUGGUGUUUACAAUCUACAUUCUAGUCCUCCUGACUCUUUGUCUUGCGCCUCUUACCUUCACCUGCCCCUGCAUUAUGGACCGUCAUGUCCUCAAACCACCACCAGUCAUUAUUGGUCGACGCGGAGCUCCUAUGCUGGCCCCUGAAAACACUGUGAUGUCCUUUACCAGAGCCCUGCAGCAUGGAGCUAACUCCCUGGAAGCAGACGUUACCAUCAGUGUGGAUGGAGUUCCUUUCCUCAUAAGGGACCAUACUUUAAGACGGACCACAGAUGUCAGUAAGGUCUUCCCCUCCAGAGAGCAUGAAGAAGCCUCCUCCUUUAACUGGACAGAGAUUCACUCUUUAAACGCAGGCCACUGGUUUUUGGAGAGCGACCCCUACUGGACAGUAAAAGCCCUGAGUGCGAAGGAUCGCAGCAGGAUAGGAAACCUGACGAUUUGCAGCUUGGUAGAGAUGCUCCGUCUGGCAGCCAGGGCCAACAGCUCUGUGCUGCUCAACAUCCGCAAGCCUUCACCACAUCACCCGCGCUUCCGCAGCUGGUUUAUGGACACAUUGUGGACUCUGCAGAAAGCAGGAAUUUCUCAGAAAAAGGUGACAUGGGCUCCUGACACAGACAGAGGAAGGGUGCGAGGGCUUCUACAGACCACAAAUGAAAAGCUGUCAGUGAAAGAGAUAAGGCACCGGGGAAUUACAAGUGUGACCCUCCACUACAGAAAGAUCAGCUACAAAGACAUUCAGGCAUAUCUGGCCAACAAUGUGAGUGUGACUGUCUAUCCUGUGAAUGAGCCCUGGCUCUACUCCAUUCUGUGGUGUAGCGGGGUGCCUUCCGUGUCCUCUGAUGCCCCUCAAGUUCUCCGAAAAGUGCCUUACCCCGUCUGGCUCAUGAGUCACAGCUCUUACAACUUCAUCUGGAUCUCUUCAGACCUCGUCUCUGUUGCUGUCGUAAUGGGGAUUUUCUUUUUCCAGAACUAUCAUAUGAUCAGGUGGAGGAUAAGUGGGAUGCAGAACUAUAACCCAGAGCAGAUCAUGCUGAGUGCUGUGGUACGACGACCUAGUCGAGACGUUAACAUCAUGAAGGAGAAGCUCAUUUUCUCAGAGUUGAACAACGGGCUGGGCAGCACAGAGGAGCUGUCUCUGUUUCCUGAGAAUGGUCUUGUUAGAUAUUCUCAUGGAGGCCUCAGCUGCUGAACAACACAGACAGGGACAGUAAAUACCUUGGAGCUUGUACACUGAAUAUACUUUCAGAAUGAAUAGACCCGAAUGUACCCUGCCAGUGGCACAAGGAUCAUGAGUGUGUAGCUGCCAUCAUAAACACAGACAGUUGGUUAGUUUAAAUGUCAUAACGAAGCUGUUUUGGCAACAUAAUGUACUUUUCAGUUUAUUCAUUGUAAACCACCUUCCAUUAACAUAAUACCAUAUUUCCAUUAAACCCUGUUUUUUUUUGUCGAGAAAAAAUAUGAGAGCAUCAAUUACCAGAGUACCAACAUAAAGUAAGAACAGUGGGCUGGUACGUAAUUAUCAUUUGUUAAAGGACCCGCUUACAAAUGAGUUGUUUUAAAACAUAAAACACCUGACAUGAAACUGAAAUUCAUUUUCAAAUUUACUCUCUUUUAAAAAAAGAGUAGCCUAAACACCCAUUUAAUAUGACAAGUAAAAUUUAUAUUACUUACAAUAUACCCGACUUUACUUGUUCUGAGAAAGCUGUACCAUUGAAAUUUUUUGGUUUUUCAGUUUAGAUUUUUCUUUUUAAUCCAAACUGAACUGAACAUUGGAGUUUGUUAUAUUUACAUCAGUUAUUAACACAAUGAUUUUUUGUUUUUGCUUCUCAGAGGAGAUUAAAUGGUUUCAGCAACAUUAAAUUUACAUUUAAGUUUGCAUUUGUUAUCUCUAUGUUAGCAGGGGCUGGGGGCAAGCGGGAAAAUGGUACUUUCCUGCAUUUUCAUGGUUGAAGGUGCUUUGGGGGCUUUGCAAGGAUGUUAUCAAUAUUCUGCCUCUUCUAUAAUGCCAUGAUUGUUUUACAUGUGUAUGUGAAGUCCAUUUAUCUAUUGUGAGUCUCACAUGAUGCCUUUUGUUUCAUGGAUGUACUUGUAGAGUAUUGUUGGGUUUUAUAGCGAUACUAAUUUAAAGCUACUCUUAUAGCUGCCGACAUAAUCAGUAUUCAAUAAAGUUUCUCUUCUUAUUAUUGUA
Girardinichthys multiradiatus is the source of this 3100-nucleotide messenger RNA. It is a transcript of the gene gdpd5a, whose product is annotated as glycerophosphodiester phosphodiesterase domain containing 5a. Gene Ontology annotation, cellular component: plasma membrane. The transcript has 17 exons. Bases 335 to 2101 code for a protein of 588 amino acids. Lineage: Eukaryota; Metazoa; Chordata; Actinopteri; Cyprinodontiformes; Goodeidae. Gene Ontology annotation, biological process: positive regulation of neuron differentiation; lipid metabolic process. Gene Ontology annotation, molecular function: glycerophosphodiester phosphodiesterase activity. The record is from RefSeq and is a predicted model, not a curated record.